AUGAAUAUAUUACGACCAGGAAUACUUAAACCAUUGAGGAAUGGCAUACCGUACUUUUGGAAGGAUUGGCUUCGAAAGCGGACUUUGCGGACCAUAUCCAUUGAACAGAUGGAAGUUUAUACACCGAUGACAACACACCCAGAAAUAGAUUACAGCAAAGUAGAAUCUUUAAAAGAGACAUUCAAAUUAAAGGGAAUUGACCUUGAUAAAUAUCUUAACAGUGAUCAUUUUAAGUUUAAACAAGGAAGAGAGAAACGUUCACUACAAAUAUUGACUAAUGCAAUGAAAUUAACGAACCCACUUACUAAACCUCUUAUAUCUAUAGAUUGUGAAGCAUUUGAAACUAGUUCUAAAAAAUUAACUGAGAUUGGGAUUGCAAUAUUAGAUCCACAAAUCAUGACCCCUGGAUCAAUAGUUCCCCAGAUUCAAACUAUCCAUCUUGUCAUCUUGGAAAAUCUUCGACUUCAUAACCAUAAACAAGUUGAAGGUAAUAAAUUAAAAUUCAUCGGAGGAACAUCAUAUGUAUUAACUAAAAAACAAGCCAAAUAUGUCGUAGGACAAAUCAUGGAAAAGUACAUCACCAGUAGGGAUGGAGUAUUGAUUGGUCAUAAUAUUAAGCUGGAUACAAAGUAUUCAAAACAAACGGGGAUUAAAUUAGAUGAAACAAUUCAUAGGAUCGAUACUUGGGAGCUUAUAAAAUUAAGUAGAGAUUCAGGAAACUCACUAUGGGCUGUUCUUAAACAAUUAGAAAUUCCUCAUGCUCAUCUCCAUAAUGCUGCUAAUGAUGCUUAUUAUUGUUUAAUAGCUGCAAUUUCACUUUGUGAUCCAAUAAUAAGACUUAAUAAGGACCUUGAUUUUUAUUUACCAGCACCACCACCAUUAACCGAAAAGUAUAGACCACGUAAUGAUGAAGCUAAAUUUAUAUUAGUUAAAGAUGAACAGAAAUUUCUAAAUGAUAUUCUUUCGACUAGAGGUUAG
This is a messenger RNA of Hemisphaericaspora subhashii, 978 nucleotides long. RefSeq lists its product as uncharacterized. Gene Ontology annotation, cellular component: nucleus. The record is from RefSeq and is a predicted model, not a curated record. The transcript has a single exon. Lineage: Eukaryota; Fungi; Ascomycota; Pichiomycetes; Serinales; Debaryomycetaceae. The coding region runs from base 1 to 978 and encodes 325 amino acids. Gene Ontology annotation, molecular function: nucleic acid binding.